AUGGCAAUGAAAGAAUGGCUGCAAUGGCUACCGCCGCCACGGUCGCUUCUCGCUCUGCUGAUUGCCAUAGCAGGCUUUAGCGGCCGACUCUUCGCUGCACACGUCACUCAUUCGCCAACACUUCUCGUCGAUACAUGCCACUCACUCUGUCGACUUGUAGGACUCAUCACUACCUUAUUAGCAUUCAAGUAUGAAAGAGCAGACGAGGGAGCUGGACGCGAGGGUCGGCUGCGGAACACAUUCGGCUGGGCCCGUAUUGAGGUCGUAGGGCGUCUGUCUGUGCACGUAUUAUUCGCGUCAUUCGCUCUCGCCUUAGUUGUGAACGCAUUACAACUAGGCGUACACUCUUCACACUUGCAGCCGCCACGCUAUCCAAGGGUCAUAAUCAGCAGCGCUGUUAUUGGCCUUCUGCUCCAUGCCAUCAAUUACAUGCUACUCGCUGGUCGAGAGAUGAGCUACAGCCGACGUUUGAGUAUGACAGAGGGUGGGGAAGUUAUAUUAAAGACUGGAUCAGCGGAGCCGGUACUCGCUCAUGCACCAACUGACAUUGCUAGUAGUUUAUUCGUGAUGGGAGCAGGGCUAACUCUGGAGUGGGAGCCAAUUGCAGCGAAGCUAGCUGACCCCGCUCUCUCCGCCAGCGCAGCUGUCAUACUUGUCAUAUUUAACUACCCAUUCAUGCGAGCAGCAGGACUAGUGUUGCUACAAACAGUGCCAGAAGGUAUGGGCGCGUGUGACUUGCGCGCGGCUGCACUGCGCGUGCCCGGCGUGCUCGCCAUACACGAGCUGCACGUGUGGCAGCUACACAGAGACCGACUGGUCGCCACCGCACACAUCUCAUAUGAUUCGCAAGAGGCGUAUCUCCGCAGUUCGAAUGUCGUAUGCGAUAUAUUCAAACGUCAUGGAAUUGGUUUGGUAACACUCCAACCAGAAUUUACUCUAUCAUCUAUAUCAGGUACAGAUGAAGAAAAGAAAUCAUUGAUAGACUAUGCAAACACUGCUUGCUCCUGUCCAUGUGCUAAGGAGUGCACGGCGCCUCGAUGCUGUCAAACGCCACAAAAACCCACCGUUACACGUAUUUGAAUAAUUGUAAUAUAAUUUUAUAGUAAUAAAAAUUAGCAGAUAUUGUUGAACACACAUCAAAA
Messenger RNA from Melitaea cinxia (Glanville fritillary), 1142 nucleotides. It is a transcript of the gene ZnT77C, whose product is annotated as zinc transporter 1. The record is from RefSeq and is a predicted model, not a curated record. The transcript has 7 exons. Gene Ontology annotation, cellular component: membrane. Gene Ontology annotation, biological process: detoxification of zinc ion; zinc ion transmembrane transport; intracellular zinc ion homeostasis. Lineage: Eukaryota; Metazoa; Arthropoda; Insecta; Lepidoptera; Nymphalidae. Bases 1 to 1080 code for a protein of 359 amino acids. Gene Ontology annotation, molecular function: zinc ion transmembrane transporter activity.